Molecule: messenger RNA, 7030 nt
Organism: Anguilla rostrata (American eel)
Lineage: Eukaryota; Metazoa; Chordata; Actinopteri; Anguilliformes; Anguillidae
Gene: dnmbp
Product: dynamin binding protein
Exons: 17
Coding region: 467-5347 (1626 amino acids)
Biological process (GO): intracellular signal transduction; cilium assembly
Cellular component (GO): cytoplasm
Molecular function (GO): guanyl-nucleotide exchange factor activity; protein binding
Source: RefSeq, a predicted model, not a curated record
CUGUUCAGGCAGAAGGAAAGAAACCCUUGUGGAAGGUCCUGGUCAUAAGAGGGUGGUGCCGGUGGUGUUGAUGUCAGCAUGGAGAGUCACAGCCUGUGGGGCAUCCAUCCAGAUGACAGCUGAUUCCUGUGAAUCGUAGCGCGUCAGUUCUACUAUCGGGAGCGAGGGACUAUCUACAAUGGAUAUGUUAACUUUAAUAAUGUUAUAAACUCCCCCACCCCUAGAAAAUGGCGCUGUUAACCACGGAGAAAUGGGGGCUGGUUAAUUACACGUAGCUAGCUAGCUAGCUAGCCAUCCAGCAAGCUAAUUAGCUAGUGGACGAGCUAACUAAUCUAUUCUGGAAAAGCGAGUGAUCAGAACUGUGACCGUUUCUCCGCCAAGAAAAGCCACGAUCGGGGCGCUUUUUAAAAAAUCAAUAUACUGUCAACUCUGGAUCAGAGAUAACCAACCAGACCGGGGCGGAGUGAUGGAGCCCGGCUCGGUGGUCCGCGCCGUGUUUGAGUUCCUUCCCAGCGUUUCCGAGGAGCUCCCCCUGUUUACCGGCGAUGUCAUCGAGGUCCUUAGCGUGGUCGAUGAGUUCUGGUUGCUGGGCAACAAGGAUGGGGUCACAGGCCAGUUUCCCAGUACCUUCGUGGAGCCAGUUAGCAUCCCCAGUGCCAAGCCGGGCGAGAGGCUGUACGUGUGCAUCAAUGACUUCAGCAGCCUGGAACCCGGGAACCUGGCACUGAAGAGAGGUGACGUGGUGGUGGGGGAGGGCAACGUGGACGCCGCUUGGCUGAGGGGGCGGAACUGCUGGGGGUCGCGCGGGGUCAUCCCCGUGUCCUGCGUCGAAGAGCUCCGCCUCUCCUGCAGGUCCCGCCAGCUGUCCCAGAGGGCCGCCGUCACCGCGGCGGCGACCUCCGACCUCCCCAGCCACGCCCUGGGCCAGGCCCGGGCCCUCAUGAGCCUGUCGGCCCAGCUGGAGGAGGAGCUGGACUUCCGGGAGGACGACAUCAUCACCAUCGUGGGCGUGCCCGAGCCGGGCUGGUACGAGGGCGAGCUGGACGGGCGCAGGGGGGUGUUCCCCGAGGGGUUCGUGGAGCUGCUGGCUCCCCUGCGGUUGGGGGGGGCAGGGCAGGAGGUGGGGCCGUACGACAUCUACGAGGAGGAGGAGGAGGAGGAGGACGGGGAGGGCUCCGCUCGGGCAGCGGAGGAGUCUGUGGAGGAAGAGGAGGAGGACGAGGAGGGAGUUUACGGGGUGGCGCUGUAUGACUUCCGUGCGAUGGAGGCGGGCGAGCUGGACUUCGACGUGGGCGACAGGAUCCGGGUGGUGAGCACGCUGGAGGACGGGUGGCUGGAGGGGAGGCUGAGGGGGCGCAGCGGGGUCUUCCCCCACCGAUUCGUCCGGCUCGAGAGCCCGCGCCCCGCCCCCGAUGCCGAGAGGGAGGAGCUGCCAAACUUCGACUCCGCCCCCUCCAUAGAGAACAUAGAUGAGGACACUGCCAGACAAAGCCCGGCACUUCCGGGCGACUCCCACGGUGACGGUCAUGACUGGAGCGUCCAGGAGGACCACACGGUCUGGGACCUGGACUACUUGGAGCACCGGGCCGAACGCGGCGGCGCGGACAGGAAAUGGGCGGACGCAAAGCCGGCCGAUGCGAGAGUGGGUCCGGAGCCCACGCGCGGCUCCUGGGGCGGGGGGACCCUGACACCCCCGCGCAGAGAGCUCCAGAGGGCCAGCUCCGCCAGCCCCUCUCCCCCACCCAAACCCCGCCUCCCACCCCGCCCCAGCCUGCACUCUCUGAACCUCAGGUCGUCUUUCGGUCGUAGAACGGUAAGCGACGUCGCCGACUCGGACCCGCCCCCAGCGCCCGCCACCAGGACCCUCAGCCUCGCGUCGGCCAGCCAGAACGGGCAGAGCAAUGGGCGGAACGUCGCCCCUGACAACCCCUCCGGCUGGGGCGAGAGGCGGAGCCAUCGCAAGGUCGCCCGCCACUCAAGCGUCAACGACUCGGACCUGCUGCUGGGACGCGCGGGCGAGCGGUGGGGGAAGCCCAGGGGGCGGAGCUCCAACGGCCUGUCCGGCUCCUUCACCCUGGAGAGCCUCUCGGCAUCUGCGCGGGACCUGGACGCCGAGCUGUGCCAGCAGCUGGCCGAGUUUGAGAAGGGCUGCCUGCUGGGCGGGGCAGGGGGCGGAACCCGAGCUGGCCCAGGGGGAGGGGCCGGGGGCGGGCCUUUCCCCGAUUCCGGCCGGGAGCAGAUCUCACGCCACUUCUCCAUCCUGGACUUCAGCAGCGAGAGCGACAUCAUUCGGGGCUCCUCCCACUCCCCCGUGUAUCUCCAGUCUGAGGUCUCGCCCUUCUCUUCUUCCUCAUCUUCCCCUUUAGAGAGACGGAAGGUUCUGCGGCCCCCCCCGCCCCGCCCGAGGGUCGUCAGACCGCGGGUGUCCCGGGGCUUUCCGGCAGGGGGCGACCGUGGGGGCCCGCAAUCCUUCAGACCCGCGAGGCCCGCCCCGAGACCGCCCCCGCCCUGCCUGCGCCCGGACAGCCACUCCCCCAGGCCCCAGACCGACCACACCUUCCCUGCGCCGGAGGAUGAAGAGCAGGAAGAGGCGGAUCCCGAGGCGGAGGCGGAGUCUGAUGAGCAGAAGGCCCUGGAGAGAGAGCAGGAGCAGUAUUCCCUCCUCCGGCUGGAGGUGGUGGAGCGGGACAUGGAGGUGUACUCCCAAACUAUGGAGGAGCUGCGGCUCAUGCUGGAGGAGGAGGAGGAUGAGACGGCCCGCGCCCAAGCCCUGGAGAACCUGGAGUUCUGCUCCUACACACUUGACACGCUGUCCCUGGAGCAGCAGCAGCUACGAGAGAUGACCCUCCUGUCCGUGCAGCCGAAGUCCAUAGAUUCUGCAUUAGACUCUGUCCCAGUCUCCACGGCGACCACAGAGGACCCUGAGCAGAGGAUGAUGGAGAAAAGGUUGAAGGUCAUUGAGGAGCUCCUGCAGACAGAGAAGGAUUACAUCAAAGACCUGCACAUGUGUGUGAAGGAGAUCAUCCUGCCCUUGCAGAGGAUUCCGGUGCAGAACAUGGAUUAUGAAGGCCUAUUCGGCAACAUAAAUGCUGUGAUUGAUCUCUCUAGACGGCUGCACAAGAGCUUGCUGGACACGGACUCCAUAGGAAAAGUUUUCCUAGACUACAAAGCAGAGCUGGAGGAAGUGUAUAAGAUCUAUUGCCAGAACCACGAUGACGCCAUUUCUCUGCUGGAGGGCUAUGAGCGGGACGAGGCCAUACAGAAACACAUCCUGGAGUGCUUGGAGAAGCUCAGGGCGAUAUAUCGCGAUUGGGGUAAGACCAACUACAUCAACCUGGGCUCGUUCCUGAUCAAGCCCGUGCAGAGAGUGAUGCGGUACCCGCUGCUGCUCAUGGAGCUGCUGAACGCCACGCCCGAGGCCCACCACGACAGGAAGCAGCUGGCCGAGGCCCUCAGGUCCAUCAAGGAGAUCAAUGUCAACAUCAACGAGUACAAGAGGCGGAAGGAUCUCGUGGUGAAGUACAGGAAGGCGGAUGAGGACACACUGAUAGAGAAAAUCUCCAAGCUGAGCAUGCACUCCAUCAUCAAGAAAUCCAACCGCGUCAGCAGCCACCUCAAACAGCUGACCGGCAUCUCACCCCAGAUCAAAGAUGAGGCGUUUGAUGAGGCCGAGAAGCUUUUCCGACUGCAGGAGAAGCUCAUCAAAUCCUUCAUCAGAGAUAUCUCCCUCUACCUACAGCACAUAAGGGAGUCUGCCUCAGUCAAGGUCCUGGCUGCCAUCAGCUUUUGUGACGUUUACACCGACCGGAACCAGACGGACCCAGAAUGCUUCCCGAGUGCACACCGCAGCAUCAGCGACAAGCAGUUCACCCACUUUAAGGAGAGGACGGAGGCGCUGGUGAUCUCCCCGCUGACGCAGCUGCUGUGCAUGUUCACGGGCCCGCACAAGCUGAUCCAGAAGCGCUUCGACAAGCUGCUGGACUACGACAGCUGCAAGGAGCGCGCCGACAAGCUGAAGGACCGGCGGGCGCAGGACGAGCUGCAGGCGGCGCGCAACAACUACGAGGCGCUCAACGCGCAGCUGCUGGACGAGCUGCCCAAGUUCCACCGCUCGGCCGAGGAGCUGUUCACCGGCUGCGUGCGCAGCUUCGCCCGCGCGCAGCGCGACUUCGUGCGCCUCACCCUGGGGGAGCUGCAGCCCGUCCUGCAGUUGUCGGGCAUCGCGGGGAUAGACGGGAACCUGGUGGCGCUGUUCCAGGAGGAGCACGGGCGCGUCAUGCAGCUGCUGCAGAGCUUCAGCUUCUUCCCCGAGAGCCAGCCGGCCGCGCGCAAGCCCUUCGAGAAGAAGAGCGUUGAGCGCCAAGCGCCGCGCAAACUGCUGGGCCCGCGUAAUUACGUGCUACAGACAGACGACCAUCGGGCGGCGCUGUUAGCUCGAUACGGGCCCGAGAAGCUGUUCCAGGCUGAGAGGAAUUUUAACGCCACUCAGGAUCUGGACGUGUCUGUGCUGGAGGGCGACCUGGUCGGGGUCAUCAAGCAGCAGGACCCCAUGGGCAGCCAAAACCGCUGGCUUAUCGACAACGGAGCUACUAAGGGUUUUGUGUACACCUCCUUCCUGAAGCCAUACAACCCCCGAAGGAGCCAAUCAGAUGUUUCCAUAGGAAGCCACUCCUCCAACGAGUCAGGAUACGGAGGCUCCUCCCCCGUCUUUUCCCGACAGAACAGCAGCAGCACCUUGACCUUCAACCAGGAGACCGCAGCUGUGAGCUUCUCCGCGGCCCCUCCCCCAAGCAGCUCCACCCCCCCGGACCCCGUCCCCUGCCGAAAGAGCAAUCGCAGGGACGCCCCGUCACCCAGCGGGACCUAUCAGAAAAACACAUCUGACUCCUCCCACCGGAGCCAGGCCAAUCACAGGGACCAGCCCGACUCCUCCCACCGGCAUCCCGCCAGAGAGCCCUCGGAAUCCUUCCAUGCAAAUCCCGCCAAUCACAGGGACCUUUCAGACUCCUCGGAGACGAACUCCCUUUCCUCCCUGAGGCACGGCCAGCAGUACGGGUCCGUUCAGCGGCGCAAUGGCGACUGUAACCCGCAGAGAGGGGUAGCUCCUCCCCACGAGGAGCUCUCUGAUCCCGAGCUGCAGCCUGAACCUGACGGGCACCAGAUUUACUACGCCAUCUACCCAUUCAGUGCCCGCUGCGUCAACGAGCUGAGCAUCGCGGCCCACGAGCGCGUGCGGAUCCUGGAGUUCCACGACCUGAACGGCAACCAGGAGUGGUGGCUGGGCGAGGCAGGCGGUCGACGCGGUUACGUUCCCUCCAACUACAUCCGCAAGUCUGAGUACACCUGAGCGCAGGGAGAGGGGGGCCGACCGACAGGGUCAGACUGCAAAAUGAGCCGCGGGAUUGGGCUGGUGGCCCCGGGAGGCGGAGCCAACGGGACAAAAGGGUGCCUUAUUUGUGCAGAGCGUCUGCCGUGAGCUGGACUGAAUUUCUGUGGGAACUUUUCAGUGCUGCUGAUAUGCUACACACAGAUACAUAGAGAAGCAUACCCAUAUAUAUAUAUAUUAUAUAUAUAUGAUUAUAUUUAUAGGUCUUCCAUUCUUUUUAUUUCUGGAGUUUCCAUAAAUGGAACUUUGGCUCGUCGCCGGAAGACUGCAGAUGAAUUGGGUUUUGUGCCGUGGGAACAGGAGGGGUUUUGGUUUUUGUUUUGUUUCUUCCUCCCCUCAUGAAUCUGCAAUAUGAACAUCAGUGGUUCUUCCAAAAUGUCCUUAAGGAGAUCACAUUCAUGUCCGAGUGCGCAGUUCACCCACCUGAGCAGUGGGGAUGGCACGAGCGAGGUAUGGCUGCGAUGCGAGACGCUUGACUGGCCGUGGCUGCAACAGCGCCGCCCUGUGGGAUGGGAGGACGAGUUGCUGGCAUUAAAACUGAGCCAGAAACGGUUUGGCAUCGGGGACAUUGUGCUGUGCACUUUUGGCCAUUCUAUUAAACCCAGGAAAAGAAUUUGGUUGGAUGUAUAAGCAUCAAACAUGCAUCACUAAACGUUUUAAAGCACUAUGUACUUCAGCUACAAGUAAGUGAUAAAGUAACCUUUUCUGAAAUUAAAUACGAAGUGGAAUUUUAAUGGAGUAUUUCAGUAGAUUUAUUUUUUUUUCCGUUCUCUGCGUAUGCUUCUGAUACAGGCUAUUGUGCACUUACGAGGCAAUAGCAUUAGGUUGUGCUCAGGACAUCCAGCUCUUUCCCUGGUUUUUAAAAACUUUCAUUGCUUUUUUUAACCCCCAGAGAACUUAAUCAUGAGUCUGGGCUCUCGAUUCUGUGUGCACAUUAAAUGGCAGUGUUGUGGCAUGAAGUAUUAAUCAUGUUAGCGAAGAACACUACCUGCUGGUGUCCCUCAGUCGGCUAACGCCUCCCCUUACAGUCCUAUUGCUGCUUGCAGCUCCUCUUUGGGGUAAGGGCGGAUGUGUUUCCUUUCCUCUUCCCAAAAUAGCAGAAAAACUGUGUAAGGUGGCACUGUAUACGUUUAGAAAAGAGAGACGAUGCCUAGAGUGCUGUGGUUGAAGUAUUUAGUUGCUGGAUUGGAUCCGGAGUCAGAUCAAAGACUGUCAGAAACGGACUGUCUGUGGAGUGUUUAAAUACAUACAGCUCAAGUUGUCUCCAGGCAGCUGUUCCCGCCGGGCUUGCUUUUAGUUGACGUUAACCUCAGAGCAGAAUCAUGUCAUCACCGGCUGAGCGUGCUCUCAAGCCAAAAUGUCAAACGAAAAUGAACAAAGGACACUGCUGAACAGAGCUGGACCAAGACCAAGAAAUCCUGUGAAAUACAAAGCAAUUUGUAUGCCAAAAAAAGGGAAGGAAAAUUAUUUUGCUCUUUCGCGGAAUUGGAGAUGGUGUGAGAGCGCUCCCUAGUGGCCAUGUUCCCUCACUGAUCAUACCCUUCAUUGCCGUUUCGGGAGAUGUGUUCACUUCUGUGUCAAGUGAUUUUUUUUUCAUCUGAAUAAAAACAAAUCAGUUAUUCUGAUAAGAGAUGCCUUGGAAAA